Molecule: messenger RNA, 976 nt
Organism: Neopsephotus bourkii (Bourke's parrot)
Lineage: Eukaryota; Metazoa; Chordata; Aves; Psittaciformes; Psittacidae
Gene: TEX47
Product: testis expressed 47
Exons: 6
Coding region: 1-783 (260 amino acids)
Molecular function (GO): blue light photoreceptor activity; FAD binding
Source: RefSeq, a predicted model, not a curated record
AUGGCGGAGGAGGAAGCGGCGGCGGCGGCGGUGGCUCAGGCCCGGCCGGGCUCGGCGGAGCCGGCUCCGCUGGAGCGGCAGAACCUGCUGGCCGGGAGCCCCGGAGCGGGGGGCGCGGUGCGAACCGGGCCCCGCUCCGCUCCGGGCCGGGUCCCGCUCCACAGGCUCCUGGUGCUGGCCCGCAUGGGCCAGGGGGCGGCGGCGCCGGCGGUCGAAGGUUAUCACAGAGAACUGCUUGAAAACGUGUUAGAGGACCACGGAGGAGAACCAGUCUCAGGUCUGCUGCUUCUCUACCCCAGCCGCGUGUUCCAUGUAGUGGAGGGUUGCAGCAGCACAAUCCAUCUCCUCAUCCGAGAGUUAGCAUCCCUCCAAAGUCAAGGUCCGAGUGCUUUGCUCCAGGAUAUUAAAGUUUUAGUGGUGGCACAUGCCAUCCCCACCAGACUGUUCCCAGAAUGGGUAGUGGCAGUAGCGACAACUCCCGUGACAUGGCCAUCAAGGACCAUCCAGCCACAUUCGACAGCAGAGGUGGUUGCAGGGUGCCUGACCCUGGGGCUCAAGCUGGCAGCCUCCAUCCAGAGCUCUGAGGAUGACAGCGAGGAUGCGACUGAGAGCAUACCCACUGUUGAACAGGAGCUGCUGAUCCCAGCAGAGACAAUUAACUACUUAUAUAAAGCUGAGGAGUGUACCUGUCCUGAAGAGUUUCUGAGAACUUACUUAGGUCCUUCACAACCCACCCUGGACUCAGAAACAGUGUGGCCUGUUCCAUCUUAUCUCUCCACAUGAUACAGGCUGUACCCAGUGUUCCCCUCUGCAGCUGGACUCACUGUUGUUUAACAUGAAUCUACACGUUAAAGAAUACAUGCAUAUUCAUUCCCAGUUCCCAGUAUGCUUCCAUGCCCGUCCUCAGAAGAACAAGACCUGGUGAGCUGCAAAGCCCAGGGCGUGACUGUGUCACCUUCCGCACCCAUUGGAAGUG